Molecule: messenger RNA, 1830 nt
Organism: Sorghum bicolor (sorghum)
Lineage: Eukaryota; Viridiplantae; Streptophyta; Magnoliopsida; Poales; Poaceae
Product: nuclear autoantigenic sperm protein
Exons: 1
Coding region: 1-1830 (609 amino acids)
Source: RefSeq, a predicted model, not a curated record
AUGGCCUCCGGAUCUCGUGGCUGCGGCCAAGGCAGCGCCGUCGCCGGUGCCGGUGCUCUGGACACCCUCACCAACCCUGACCUCGCGCUCCUGCCGGCCGUGGACCUUGUGGUCCAUCUGCACCGCGACGACCGCAGCGGAUCCGACUUCGCGGACGUCGCGCUCGUGCUCGCCGUGCGCGAGCGCAGGCUCGCCGAGGCGGAAGCUCGGAUCCGCGAGGCCGACGUGGACGCCGCUGGCCUGCGGGAGAGGAUCCGCGCGCUGGAACGCCGGAUUGGAGCUGCCGAGCUCAUGGGUGGCGAGAUCCGGCCACGGGACCUCGCGGCCAGCGAGACCGUCGUUGUGCCCGAGCUCCUGGCUGGCGAGAUCACUCCUGUCGAGAUCAUCAACGCCACGCCUGCCGAGGUCGGGGACAACAUGCCAAGACGUACCCCGCGGAGGAAGAUUGGCGCCACACUCCCAGCUGCUAGCUCGAUGCCGGACGAGCUGGCUGAGGAGAGGGCACUAGAGCGGGUCGUUUUGGAUUCCCGUGAGGUGGUGCAGGCAGGAGCGGUGGAUUCCCGUGAGGAGAUUUCAGAGGCUGUCGCCAGCAGGAGAAAGAAGGAACCAACGGCUGCACUUGUAUCUCACGAGAAGGAAGAAGAACCUUUGCAGAAGAAGCCGAAGCUCGCUGGUGAUUUGGGUGUGGCCUCCAAGGACAGUGACACCAACAGUGACAGUCAAGUUGAAGAGACGGAAGAGGAACUACACUUCACAGAAGCACAAGGCUGGAAGAUGCUGGACAUCCUGAAAGCUCAAGUUGCUGCAUGGGAGUCCGAAUAUGAUGCUGCGGAUGCUGCACAGGGCACGCUCCAAACAACAGAAACUCCACCACCUUUGGAGGAGGUCCAGACUGUGAUCGAGGUUGAGGCUCACGAAAGAAAUGAGGCUAUAGUGGCUAGGCUCCAAGAAGAGAUCAUCUUACACGAGAGAAGGCUCGAGGAGGUUAAGGAUAGAGCUAAAAAGACCGAGGAACGUCUUUGUGCUGAAAUCACCAAGUGCAAGGAUAAAGCCUCUAAGACUGAAGCAGUCCUCUGGGAUGAGAUCUUGUUGGCUCGUAGCAGUGCAGUCACAGAACUCGAGGUCUGGAAGCAUAGUGUAGUAGAAGCCCAAGGACAGAUCCGUGAAGCCUCCAUGACCGUGGCACGGCUCUGCAAUGAGAUCGAAGCAAGAAAGCACAUAGCAUCUGAAACUGAGAUGUGUCUUGAAACUCAGGACAAGAUCAUUGCCAUGCUGCAGGCCAAGGUUGAAGAGGGCAAGUGUAAGCUCGCCAAGGCUGAGUCUCGGAUCCGUGUCUCCGACGAGCUCGCCACCCAACUGCAGGACAAUAUUGAGGCGAGUGAAAAGAAUAGAGCCAUCGAGGUGGAGGCACAUAUCCACCGAGCCACAAAGAUCGAGGAGGACCUGCAGGCAAAGAUCAGUAUGUUGGAGCUCAAGAUCGCCAACUUGGAGGCACACGGGUCUGGCAUCAGCAGAAGUGACCACACAGUUGCUAUUCAUGAGCACAACCAUUCUUGUACUGUACCCAAGAUCGAGCUGCAUGGAGUGGUGCCUGCAGGAGCCACUAUGAAGGCACAAAGGCAAAAGGGCGUUUCAUUCUACGAUAAAAUUUACAAAUCUGAAAUGGAGAAAAGAAAGCUCAUAGGAAAUCAAGAAAACGAGGAGAUUCUUAAGAAGCAAGCUGCUAAAGCUGCCUCUAAGGCGCUAUCUCUCAGGUGUUGGUCACAAGCACCACAUUUGCCAGCACUGUUAGGGUCACAGACUGCGGAGGAGGAUUCUGAUGAAGCUUGA